AUGGCCAUCGACGACGUCCCCUCUGUUGCCUUGCCGGGCAAGAUCCUAGGCCCCGUCACCAAGUUUGCGCCCGGCGCCGGUACACACAUCUACGAAGGCAAUGUCGUCUCUUCUCUGCUGGGUCAGGUCACAGUGACACCUCCGGCCAAGGGUCCCGGUCCUCAGAAGCGUCUCAACAAGAUCACCGCUCCGACGACAGAAGAGCUUGCUACCAUCUCCGUAUCCCGCCACGGCCGCAAGCGCGAGGUCCUCCCCGAUGUCGACAACAUUGUCCUUGCGCGUGUCCUGCGCCUGAUGCCCAAGCAGGCCAUCGUGGUGAUCCAGCAAGUCGGCGAUACGGUUUUGCAGACAGAGUGGCAGGGUGUGAUUCGAGUGCAGGAUGUGAGGGCUACAGAAAAGGACAAGGUCAAGAUUUACGAAUCGUUCAAGCCCGGUGAUAUCGUGCGAGCGCAAGUUAUCUCUCUUGGUGACCAGGCCAACUAUUAUCUAUCCACAUCAUCUAACGAAUUGGGUGUCAUCUUGGCCACGAGCGAGGCAGGCAACGAUAUGGUUCCUGUCAGUUGGAAAGAAUACAAGGACCCCGAGACAGGCAUCAGCGAGCCUCGAAAAGUCGCAAAGCCUAGCUGA
Fusarium sp. VM40 is the source of this 627-nucleotide messenger RNA. NCBI's taxonomy places the organism in Eukaryota, Fungi, Ascomycota, Sordariomycetes, Hypocreales, Nectriaceae. The record is from the annotation of a GenBank genome assembly.